AUGCAGCUGCUGUCGGUCGUGCUUUUUGCUGCUAUAACAUGUACAGCAAUGGCUGAAAGUAAACAGGGUUCUCCAAAAGCCGUUGGACCAUGUAUCCUGAACCGUUGCCCUAGGGGAUUCGAAUGCGCUCAAGCAGAAUGUAUACCGAAUCCAAAUGAGAUUGAAGAACUUGGUCCCUGCGUAAACAACAUGUGUCCUAAAUCAUACCAGUGCAACGAUGACAUCUGUAUUCGACCAAAGCCCAAAGCCCGGGCUGGAGCCGAAUCCAUUGGACCUUGCGUCAACGAUCUAUGUCCCGAUAAUCACUUCUGCGUCGUCAGCGAGGGAAAGUGCUAUCCAAUGGAAAAUUGA
Molecule: messenger RNA, 351 nt
Organism: Cylicostephanus goldi
Lineage: Eukaryota; Metazoa; Nematoda; Chromadorea; Rhabditida; Strongylidae
Source: the annotation of a GenBank genome assembly